Molecule: messenger RNA, 651 nt
Organism: Mesorhabditis belari
Lineage: Eukaryota; Metazoa; Nematoda; Chromadorea; Rhabditida; Rhabditidae
Source: the annotation of a GenBank genome assembly
AUGACGUUCGAAACGAGUCUGGAGUGCAUUCGAAAUGGCUCAAUAUGGGAUCCGAAUCUCGACAAAUAUCGAAUGCUUCGUGGGCGUGUUCACGCAAAAACUGCAACACUGUGGAUCGGGAUUGGACAACUACUUCUCGUCACUUUGUAUUACAUCGCUCUCUUGAGCUUCUACGUGAAAUUUGAGCUGGAAGAUUCGAGUGACGAGCGUUCAUUUCGAGCAUGGACCUUUCGACUCCUCAAAGCACAGCUCAUCGCCGUCUCGAUCCACGCGCUGUUUCUCGUUUUGCUCAUUCACGUUGCUCGCACUGGUACUAUGGCCGACUGUCUCCUACUUUUUGUGAUUUCGACUAGUUCUAUGGUGGUCAACAUCUUUGAGCAGAUUGCCUUGAAUGGUGCUCUCUUUUGGCAACAAUCAUCUCAUUCGCUUGCCCUCUACAAAUCGAUAAUACUGAUGUGCUGCCUGGUCCCUAUCCUCUUUGGUCUACUAACAGUCUGCACAUAUUAUCGAUAUCUUUGCGACAAACAGAUUUUCGGUGAAAUCUCCUUGCAAUUGGAAGCACUUUAUCAAGAAGUUCAGCAUGUGGAAACCCCAUCUCAAGCAGAUCCGGCUUUUGAUGGAAAAGAAGAGGCUACCAGUUAUUGUUACAUC